Molecule: messenger RNA, 789 nt
Organism: Nematocida parisii ERTm1
Lineage: Eukaryota; Fungi; Microsporidia
Product: phosphomannomutase
Exons: 1
Coding region: 1-789 (262 amino acids)
Biological process (GO): GDP-mannose biosynthetic process; mannose metabolic process; protein N-linked glycosylation
Cellular component (GO): cytosol
Molecular function (GO): phosphomannomutase activity
Source: RefSeq, a predicted model, not a curated record
AUGCAAGAAGGCAGAGCAAGCGAAAAAACAACAAUAAAAAAAGACGAAACAAUAUUCCUUUUCGAUGUAGAUGGGACUUUAAGCCCGUCAAGAGAAACCGCCACUAAAGAGAUGAAGGAGUUCUUGGGGGAGUUAAGGAACAAGGUAAAAAUAGGGUUUGUUGGAGGGUCUGAUCUCCCAAAGCAGCAGGAACAAUUAGGAGAAGACUGUUUGGAAAUAUUUGAUUACUGCUUCCCAGAGAACGGUCUGACAUUCAUAAAAAACGGAAAGGUGGUAUCAAAAGAGUCGUAUCUUAACUUUGUGGGGCAGGAGAAGCACAAUAAGCUAGUAAGAAGUGUUAUGAAGAUAUUCAGCGAAUUGCCAGAGAAGGAAGUUCCUGUUUUAUCAGGAAACUUCAUUGAAUUGAGGCACUCAAUGGUAAAUAUUUCGCCAGUCGGCCGUUCAUGCACGCGUGAGGAAAGAAAAGCGUUCAAAGAAUUGGACACAAAAAAUAAAACCAGAGAACGGGUGGUGAGCAUAUUAAAAGAGCAAUUUGAAGGAUUUUCCUUUUCAAUUGGAGGGGAAAUCUCUAUUGAUAUUUUCCCUAUUGGCUGGGAUAAGACGUAUGCUAUUAAGCACCUAGAAAGUGAAGGGAUUAAGCACAUUUUCUUCUUUGGGGAUAUGACUGAAAAAGGAGGAAAUGAUUUUGAAAUUUACUCGGACAAGAGAGUCACUGGAACAAAAGUUAUCUCACCAGAAGACACCAUGAAAAAGGUGGAAAGCAUACUAAACACACUAAUUAUUGAAUAA